CCUUCGGCGUCGUCGCUGUUGCCACGUCAAAUGUGACGUAGCAGGAGGUGUAGUCAGGGAGGGGGGUGUAGUAGCAGUGCAGACGAGUACUCAUCGAUUUGUAUUAGUGGUCUUAAACCUGAGAGCAGUCCUUGUGAGAGUUAAUUAAAAGCACAAGUGAUCAUGGACCCAAACAUCAGCACACUCAGGCAGAAGCUGGCUGACGCCAGCCAGUCUCACCUCCUGCAGUUCUACAGCCAGCUGAACCCUGAAGAGCAGGCCGAGUUGAUUGAUGACUUGGAGCGGAUGGACUUUCAGGAGAUCAAUGGAUUCUUCAAGAAUGCCAUGGAGGCAUCCAACAACAGCAAACAAGGGAAGCUGGACAACCGCAUGGAACCGGUGCCUAGGGAGGUGCUGGGAAGUGUGACAAGAGACGGGGACUGUGUCAAAGACUGGGAGAUGACAGGUCUUCGCUGCAUCUCACAGAAUAAAGUGGCAGUCUUACUGCUGGCAGGGGGCCAGGGAACCAGACUGGGGGUCUCAUACCCCAAAGGCAUGUACGACGUCAGGCUGCCGUCCCACAAAACCCUCUUUCAGAUCCAGGCUGAACGCAUCUCGAAGCUCCAGCAGCUGGCUGAGCAGAAGCACAAAACCAAGUGCUGUAUCCCCUGGUACAUCAUGACGAGCGGCAGGACAAUGGAAUCCACUAAGGAUUUUUUCUCAAAACAUAACUUCUUCGGCUUGGACAAGAACAAUACCAUCUUCUUUCAGCAGGGCAUGCUACCAGCUAUGGACUACAGUGGCAAGAUCAUCCUGGAGAGCAAAGGAAGGCUCUCUAUGGCUCCUGAUGGUAACGGGGGUCUUUACAGAGCUCUUGGGAAUGAGGGUAUCCUGGAUGACAUGGAGAGGAGGGGGAUUGAGUCCAUCCAUGUUUACUGUGUUGAUAACAUCUUAGUCAAAGUGGCUGACCCCGCUUUUGUCGGCUUCUGUGUGCAGAAGGGAGCAGACUGUGGAGCUAAGGUUGUGGAGAAAACAAAUCCUACAGAAGCAGUGGGUGUUGUCUGCAAGGUGGAUGGCCGUUACCAGGUGGUGGAGUACAGCGAGAUCACCAUGGAAACUGCUCAGAAACGGAGCUCCGAUGGUCGUCUGAUGUUCAACGCAGGAAACGUGGCCAAUCAUUUCUUCAGCUUCUCCUUCCUCAGAGACAUAGUAAAGAAAUACGAGCCCCAGCUGCAGCACCAUGUUGCCCAGAAGAAGAUCCAGUAUGUGGAUGCUCAGGGUCAACUAAUCAAACCAGAGAAACCAAAUGGGAUCAAAAUGGAAAAGUUUGUCUUUGACAUCUUCCAGUUUGCUAAGACGUUUGUUGUGUAUGAGGUGCUGCGAGAGGACGAGUUCUCCCCGCUGAAGAAUGCAGACACUCAGGAUGGAAAGGACACACCCACCACAGCCAGACACGCCCUCAUGUCCCUCCAUCACCGCUGGGUGCUCAACGCUGGGGGGCACUUCAUUGACGAGAAUGGCAGACGUGUACCCGCCAUACCCAGAGCCGGAGGAGCAGGCAGUGUCACAGAUGAUGGCAACAGAAACCUGAAGGAUGGAACAGACCUGCCAAUCAAAUGUGAGAUCUCCCCACUGGUGUCCUAUGGUGGAGAGGGUCUUGAGGAGCUGGUGAAGGACCGAGAGUUUCAGCCAACUCUGAUGAUCGAUGAGCAUGGAGUCCACCAGCUGGUGAAGAAUGGAGUCUAAUCAAUGAAAAGGAGGAGGAGAGAAGAAAACGCCCAACUCCCUUUAUCUCACAUUGUAUGGGGAGAGAAACUGUGAUGUCAUCGCUGUGCAAUAACAAAUGUCACAUGCACGUGUUCAUGAAAGAAGCUGUCCUGUCCAAAAUGAAUGAAUGAGCAACAUGAAGUUUACUUUCUAGCACGUUUCUAGCAAGUUUUUGUUGCUUUGUAUGUUGAUGCCAUUUUUCUUCUUUUUUCUUCUUCUUCUUCUUUUUUUUGAAGAACACUUGAACUCAGCAAGAUAUGAAGUACGAAAAUCCUGUCAUACUUACAGGUUGAAGCAGUCUGUGGGUGCAUCUAUUUAUUUUGCUUAUGAGACUUAUUUUUUUAUAUGUACUGAUAGAUUCUCUAUAGGUGGAAAUUACCAUCUACUUGUUUUACCCAGUGAUUUUUAUAGAAAAGUUGACUUGGAUGAAAUGAUUACACAGAUGUUUCUUACAAUCAGUCAAGGAAU
This is a messenger RNA of Archocentrus centrarchus (flier cichlid), 2214 nucleotides long. It is a transcript of the gene uap1, whose product is annotated as UDP-N-acetylglucosamine pyrophosphorylase 1. The transcript has 11 exons. Gene Ontology annotation, biological process: UDP-N-acetylglucosamine biosynthetic process. Bases 163 to 1725 code for a protein of 520 amino acids. Gene Ontology annotation, molecular function: UDP-N-acetylglucosamine diphosphorylase activity. The record is from RefSeq and is a predicted model, not a curated record. Lineage: Eukaryota; Metazoa; Chordata; Actinopteri; Cichliformes; Cichlidae.